Dicentrarchus labrax (European seabass) is the source of this 1695-nucleotide messenger RNA. RefSeq lists its product as uncharacterized. Lineage: Eukaryota; Metazoa; Chordata; Actinopteri; Moronidae. The transcript has 7 exons. Bases 1 to 1695 code for a protein of 564 amino acids. The record is from RefSeq and is a predicted model, not a curated record.
AUGCUGUGGAUAAAUGGCGGGUUUGCCAAAAUGAUGAGUUUCCUUCGCAUAAUGAACUCAAGCAACUACAGCAAGCUGUGUCACAAGAAAAGCCAUCUGGCUAUUCAGGAUAUCAGCAGAGAGGAAGUUCAAGAGGACCAGGCUGAGCAAGUCCUGAGGAUCUGUGUCUUCCACACAAGUGAAGAAGAUGAAGGUGCAUCCGACACUGAUGUGUCCAUUGUUAUUGAAGGGACUGAGGAACCACUGGGGCUCUCUACAAGAGAUACGAAGAGACAGUUCCCCCACUCAGUGUCUCGCAACCCACUCAGUUCCCUCUUACAUCGCGCCAUCCAUCCAUUCAUCGAUCCGCCAACCGACCUUCAUUCCUCCUACCUUCAUUCCUCCGACCUCAUCCAUCCCUCAUUCCUCCGACCUCAUCCAUCCCUCAUUCCUCCGACCUCAUCCAUCCCUCAUUCCUCCGACCUCAUCCAUCCCUCAUUCCUCCGACCUCAUCCAUCCCUCAUUCCUCCGACCUCAUCCAUCCCUCAUUCCUCUGACCUCAUCCAUCCAUCCCUCAUUCCUCUGACCUCAUCCAUCCCUCAUUCCUCCGACCUCAUCCAUCCCUCAUCCCUCAAACCUACAUCCAUCCCUCAUCCCCCUACCUUCAUCCCUCGAACCUACCUUCAUCCCUCAUCCCUCGAACCUACCUUCAUCCCUCAUCCCUCUAACCAUCCCUCGAACCUACCUUCAUCCCUCGAACCUACCUUCAUCCCUCAUCCCUCGAACCUACCUUCAUCCCUCGAAUCACCCCUCAUCCCUCAGUAUACCACAUUGGUUCACAUUUGUUCAUUAUGUGCAAUAAACGUUUCUUAUUUCAUACAUGUGAUGGCGUGGUCAUUGUUAGUGAAACUGCUGUUUGGCAGGACACCACAGGGGGUUCUGGACGUGGUUAAUGAAAGCUGGGAGGAAGGUCAGAGCCCAAGUAUAAAAGAAGUUCAGUAUGUCCUGGACCUGAGAGCAAAACUCCACACAUUGGGACAGUUGUCACAGGAGAAUCUGCUCAGGGCCCAGGAGCGUCAACAACGCCUGUACAGAGGAACUAGACUUAGACGAUUUGCACCGAGAGAUAAAGUACUUGUAUUACUCCCAUCUUCCAGCUCUAAAUUACUCGCCAAGCGGCAAAGGCCCUUUGUGGUCACACGGCGAGUGGGUGAUGUCGAUUAUGAGGUUGUGCGUUCUGACAGGAGAGAAGCAACUCAGAUUUACCACCUUAAUCUCCUUAAAGUGUGGAGAGAGGCGGAGAAUGUUUCUAUGGUGACCACGGUGAAAGAGAGAGAUGACUUGGGGCCUGAGGUACCAAAGUCCACCAAUCCUGCCUUGCUCCAUUGUGAUGACCAUCUCACCCUGUCCCAGAGAGCAGACAUUGCCGUGUUGCAACAGCGUUUUGCUGAUGUGUUCUCCCCCCUGCCAAGACGCACAAGUCUCAUACAGCAUCACGUUGAGACUCACCCAGGCGUGACGAUGCGUUCACAGCCCUAUCGGUUACCUGAACACAAAAGAAAAGUGGCUCAGAAGGAACUGAAAGCCAUGUUGGAGAUGGGAGUAGUAGAAGAGUCCAACAGUGCCUGGUGUCGCCCCAUUGCUCUGGUGCUUAAGAAGGAUGGGGCUAUUGUGUCCACCAUCAUGGACACUAAAAUACUAAUCUUGAUCUCAUGA